GCCAUGCCUGAGCCUGCCAAGUCCGCUCCGGCCCCGAAGAAGGGUUCCAAGAAGGCCGUGACCAAGGCGCAGAAGAAGGACGGCAAGAAGCGCAAGCGCAGCCGCAAGGAGAGCUACUCGGUGUACGUGUACAAGGUGCUGAAGCAAGUGCACCCGGACACCGGCAUCUCGUCCAAGGCCAUGGGCAUCAUGAACUCGUUCGUGAACGACAUCUUCGAGCGGAUCGCGGGCGAGGCGUCGCGCCUGGCGCAUUACAACAAGCGCUCGACCAUCACGUCCCGGGAGAUCCAGACGGCCGUGCGCCUGCUGCUGCCCGGGGAGCUGGCCAAGCACGCCGUGUCCGAGGGCACCAAGGCCGUCACCAAGUACACAAGCGCCAAGUAAACUUCUUAGCAGGGAACAUCUAGCACCAAAAGGCUCUUUUAAGAGC
This is a messenger RNA of Arvicanthis niloticus (Nile rat), 430 nucleotides long. It is a transcript of the gene H2bc12, whose product is annotated as H2B clustered histone 12. The record is from RefSeq and is a predicted model, not a curated record. NCBI's taxonomy places the organism in Eukaryota, Metazoa, Chordata, Mammalia, Rodentia, Muridae. Gene Ontology annotation, cellular component: nucleosome. Gene Ontology annotation, molecular function: protein heterodimerization activity; DNA binding; structural constituent of chromatin.